AUGCAUCUUUUGGAGAUGAAAAGCCAAGGCGAAUUCAGCUUGAUCCAGGUUGCCACCCAUAAUACCCUUCCUUACGCAAUACUUUCGCACACUUGGACAGAUCAGGAGGUCACAUAUCAAGAUCUAAUUAAUAGUGCUGGAAAAAGCAAGUCCGGCUACGAAAAGAUCAAGUUUUGUGGAGAACAAGCAACUAGAGAUGGCCUACAAUAUUUCUGGGUGGACACUUGUUGUAUUGAUAAGUCUAACUCUGCUGAGCUUUCGACGGCUAUUAAUUCUAUAUUCCGUUGGUAUCGAAAUGCGAAGAAAUGUUACGUGUACCUCACGGAUGUAUCAGUGCCCAGUUAUAACGGAGUCCCAGAGCACAUGGAAGCGGCUUUCCGGAAUAGCAGGUGGUUUACUCGAGGCUGGACGCUUCAAGAACUUAUCGCUCCGGCAAUAGUCGAAUUCUUCUCUAAAGAGCGCACGCGGUUAGGUGACAAAAAGUCACUCGAAAAGCCAAUUCACGAGAUUACCCAUAUUCCAAUUCAGGCUCUGCGAGGGAAUCCUUUCUCUGAUUUCAGUAUAGCUGAGCGGAAAAAAUGGGCAGCACAACGUCAGACAACCGAAGAAGAAGACCUGGUAUACUGUUUAUUAGGUCUCUGCGAGGUGUCUAUGCCGCCUAUCUAUGGCGAGGGGAGGGAGAAGGCACUUUUUCGACUCACAGACGAGGUUGACAAGCGUUCAAGGAUGCCUGUCUUACAGAAGAAACCAUUGUCCACCGUGCCGUUUGACAAGGACCCGGACUUUGUUGGAAGGCAAGAUAUCCUCGGAGCAUUAGAAUUGCAGUUCUCUCGACGAGAGUUUCACCAGCGUGUUGUGCUCGUAGGGUUAGGUGGAGUGGGUAAAUCUCAAAUUGCCAUCGAAUUCUCACAUCGGCUUAGGUCUCAGGAUUCCCAGACCUGGGUCUUCUGGGUGCACGCUAGUACUGCUGAGAGAUUUGAGCAAGGUUAUAGAGCCAUUGCCACAGUAUUGGAGCUGCCGGGAUGGAAUGACCCAAAGACUGAUAUACUGGACCUUGUGUGGAGAUGGCUGAGUGACAUUAGAAGCGGCCGCUGGUUUUUGAUACUUGAUAACGCCGACGAUACUGAUGUAUUUUCUUCGAUGCCAGAUAAGGAAUUAGAGCACCGGUCUCGUCCGCUCUCAAGCUAUAUUCCCCAGACUAUAACGGGAUCGGUUCUCCUUACGACGAGAGACCGACGAGCUGCAUUAUGGCUUAGUACUGGAUACGCGAGCGCUAUCGCCGUCCACUUAAUGACGAGGAAAGACGCCGAGCAACUGCUUUUCACAAAAAUCCCCGAUGGAAUCUCUUCUGCCCCCGAGCGAGCAGAGCUAGUUCGCGAACUAGACUACCUCCCGCUCGCUAUCACUCAAGCCGCCGCGUAUAUAAGUGCCCGGGUAACACGAAUAACGGUGCCCAGAUACUUAGCACUCUAUCGUAACGACGAAGUCAGCCAAAGCCGAUUGCUGGAUGAGGAAUCCGGAGACCUGCGGAGGGAUCCAGGUGUGCCGAAUUCCGUUAUCCGGACGUGGCAAAUCUCGUUCGACCAGAUAAAAGACAAGUGGCCAUCGGCUGCGAGGCUCCUGUCUCUUAUAGCUAUGCUUGAUCGUCAAGGAAUUCCGGACUUCUUACUGCAUGCUAUCUAUCCGAACGAUCUUGACCUUGAAGCGGCAUUAAGCCCUCUCGAAGAGUUUUCCUUGAUUUCUGUCGAACGAGGGAGUACGAGAUUUGAGAUACAUCGACUUGUGCAGCUCGCCACACGAAAGUGGCUUGAGAGAUAUCAGGAACUCGAGCGAUGGCAAGGGAUGGCAGUGGAGGUAGUCUCGAAUGCUUUCCCCAAUGGAGAUUACAAAAAUUGGGAAAUAUGCGAUGCGCUAUGGCCUCAUGCUCAAGAGGUACUAAGGUCAAAAUUUGUAUCAGAUACUUUACGUCUCGGGAAAGCAGCUCUCUUAUAUCAUAUGGGAUGGUAUAGCUGGAUGCAAGGUCGCUAUAUACUUGCGAGCACACAGAGUCAAGAGUCUCUCAGUAUCCGUGAACGAGUACUUCAAGGCAAUGACGUUGAAAUAUUUCAUAGCGUUGGGCUGCUAGGCUCAGUUCUCCAAUGCCAGGGCAAGUACAACGAAGCCGAGGCGAUACAGCGACGAGCACUAUCGGGGUAUAAAAUAGCGCUUGGGGCUGAGCAUCCUUCUACACUGAUCAGCAUGGGCGACUUGGCUUUGACAAUUUGGAGCCAGGGACGCUGGAAGGAGGCCGAAGACUUGGAGGUGCAAGUGAUGGAGACGAUAAAGAGGGUAUUAGGGCAGGAGCAUCCAGAUACACUAACUAGUAUGAAUAACUUGGCCUCGACAUACUGGAAUCAGGGGCGCUGGACGGAGGCCGAAGACUUGGAGGCGCAAGUGAUAGAGACGAGAAAGAGGGUAUUAGGGCAGGAGCAUCCAGAUACACUAACUAGUAUAAAUAACUUGGCCUCGACAUACCGAGAUCAGGGACGCUGGACGGAGGCUGAGGAGCUGCAAGUGACGGGACUAGAGAUAUGCUCAAGGGUGCUUGGGCAGGAACAUCCACACACGCUGGCCAGCAUGUCCAAUCUUGCCGAAAUAUGGAAAGGACAUGGCCGAGAUAUAGAUGCCCUUCAGCUCAUGAAGCAAUGUAUAGAGGUACGGGCUAAGAUCUUAGGGGCUAAUCACCCCUCUACUUUGUUUUCCUCAACAACAUUACUUGGGUGGGAGACGGGGAAAUUGGAGGCUAGUACUCUAGCUAAGCAAGUAUAGCCGAGGCAUAUUUCAUGACUACACGAUUCUCCCUGUGCAAAACUUUG
Messenger RNA from Hyaloscypha bicolor E, 2855 nucleotides. Its product is annotated as HET-domain-containing protein. Lineage: Eukaryota; Fungi; Ascomycota; Leotiomycetes; Helotiales; Hyaloscyphaceae. The coding region runs from base 1 to 2808 and encodes 935 amino acids. The transcript is spliced from 5 exons. The record is from RefSeq and is a predicted model, not a curated record. Gene Ontology annotation, molecular function: protein binding; ADP binding.